Molecule: messenger RNA, 1067 nt
Organism: Macrobrachium nipponense
Lineage: Eukaryota; Metazoa; Arthropoda; Malacostraca; Decapoda; Palaemonidae
Product: steroidogenic acute regulatory protein-like
Exons: 6
Coding region: 3-473 (156 amino acids)
Cellular component (GO): endoplasmic reticulum membrane; endoplasmic reticulum-endosome membrane contact site; lysosomal membrane
Source: RefSeq, a predicted model, not a curated record
AGAUGGUUGCAGCCUCAAGGUUCACGAUUCUACUCUUAUUUUACGCCCUUCUACAUAUCAGUCACUGGUGGCUUGUCGCUAUUACAACUGCUGGAAGUUGUGCAUUUUUCAUUGCAAAGACAUUGAUAUAUGAGUGGAACAAGAAAGCAAGCUAUCCCUUUGAAGUGAUGCUCAUCCUCAUAUCUUUCCUUAUUGCUUGGGCUGAGGCCUGGUUCAUAGAUUUUCGUGUUUUACCUCAAGAAGCAAGGGCGAAAACCAUUCUUGAAGCUGCGAGUGGUGGCCAUUAUUCAGGUAGUGACCCAAUGAUACCUCAGUUAGAAGCGGUGAGGAAUUACCUGAAUAAUUAUACAGAGACAAUUGGAGAUUUCUAUUCUCCCAUGGAGUCACCCUUAGCUUCUGAUGAUGAAGAAGAUGAUUCCAGAAGAGGUGCUACUAAGUUGUCUCCAAGGGUAACGAUGUCGGCAAUAGCCUAGCAGGCAGUAGCGUACAAUCUGCAUCAAUUCAGUGAGAAUAUGUUAGCUAAACUGUUGUGGGUUUUGUCUAGCAUAAAUAUAGAGAGGAGAGAUUGGACAGUGUGUAAUAGCCAAACCAGCUUGUGACGUAUACUGCCUGGAGUCAUUGCUAUGCGUUGAUUCUUUUGUAAACAAUGGCACAACCCAUACAAUCUCAUGGGAAAUCCUGUACUCUUUAAAACUUGUUUUCUCGGAUGUCCGUCAAGACUCUCUGAUGAUUUAUGCACCAUUUGUUAUAUACAAUAUGUACUUUAUGCAGAAAUCAAAAUAUUCAAUUUUGCUGAUAUAUUUCUUCAACAGUUAAGCCAUAAGCUUUUGUAAAUAUGGCAACUACAAUAUGGUCAUUUUCUAAGUAGUCUAUAAAGAUUUGUAAAUUAUCUUUGCAGAAUUUACCAGGGGCAAUGUGUACUAUAUGUAAAAAUUAUAAUUUUAAUUAUGUCUGCUGUACUUUGUAGUAUACACUUGAGCAAUAUAGUUGACCAAUUUGUCAAUGUUAUAUAUGUGCCUUUCUUUCGCCUAUAAAUUAGAGUCCUGUUUCACACUCUAGCGGCAGAA